Drosophila mojavensis is the source of this 5548-nucleotide messenger RNA. RefSeq lists its product as uncharacterized. The record is from RefSeq and is a predicted model, not a curated record. Gene Ontology annotation, biological process: positive regulation of proteasomal ubiquitin-dependent protein catabolic process; protein polyubiquitination; ubiquitin-dependent protein catabolic process. The transcript is spliced from 9 exons. Bases 1061 to 4735 code for a protein of 1224 amino acids. Gene Ontology annotation, cellular component: ubiquitin ligase complex; cytoplasm. Gene Ontology annotation, molecular function: ubiquitin protein ligase activity; ubiquitin conjugating enzyme binding; zinc ion binding. NCBI's taxonomy places the organism in Eukaryota, Metazoa, Arthropoda, Insecta, Diptera, Drosophilidae.
UAUAGUUACCAACAUAAAACUUACUUCCCCAACAGUAAACUAAAUGUAAUGAAAACAAUUGAAGGUCCCCCUAUAAGCUUACACUGUUUGCAUUAAAUAUAAAUACAGCAUAAAUAGUUCUUUAUAAAAACAAAAACAGUUACUUGUUGUGCAUAUGAAAACCUAACUUUAAUUGAAAUAUCGAUUACAAGGGCUAAAGUCGUCAAUCGCUUUAGCAAAACGUUCGAAUCAUUUGGACUCAAAUCUCAAAUCUCCAAUCAAAACGCUUGCAAAGAGGCAAAAGGAAAACAAAUAGCUCUCGAUGCACACAGUUACACCUACACAUCAGUAGAUGAGUGUGUGUGUGUAUUGAACAUACGCCGCAUAGGCCGGGCGGCUGCUGCUUGAGGCAAAUCCCCAAGCAGCACUUGAGGCAUAAAUCCAAACUCAAUCACGCAACAAGGUAGCACACGGCCUAUCCACAUUCACAUACACAUUCCCAUUCACAAUCAGGAUUAAAAGUCUUCGAAUCAGAUAGUGGCAGCCGACCAGACCAGACAAGAGCGACAGAGAUAAACGAUGAGCCAGGCCGGGCCGGAGUGAGUGCCUCUGAUAGCAUUGCGGUAAUCAUCAUCAGAGCAUCAUCAGCAUUAUCUCAGACUCUGUGCGUGUGUGGGUGCUCUCUUAGCUCCCCCCCUCUCCCUGCGCAGUGCUGCCAAAGAACGUUGAUUUAGUUUGCGGCCAAGACCUGAGCAUUGUAAACAUGCCAACACACCCCUCGACUACGGCCAGAUACUCAAUGACAUUUCGAGCCUGAUUCAAGGACGCGCACGGCAGCAAGUCCUGCGAAGGCCAAAAAUUAAGAACGCUAACAAUUUGCUUCGUCUUCAGAUUUUUUUGCUUGGAGGGCACGGAAAAGUGAGCAGCUGCGUAUCGUCAACAUGGCAAGACGAAACGAUUUAUCCGACUGGACAACAUUUGCAUGCAGAUUUAAUAAUGGCUACUAUGCUCUCCAUGUCGUUGUUGUGGCCAGCCACGGCUGAGCUGUGCCCACUCGAUCUCUGCCCCACUGUGAGCCAGAAUGCGGCCGCCAAUGGCCAUGCAGUCGCCUGCAGCAUUGCAGCAGAAUGAAGUGUUGUUCCAGCAGGCGCACGUUCAUGUACAUGCAACGCCAGCAGCACCGCCCACACAGUUACAGGCGACACAGCAUCCGCUCAGCUCAACGGGCCUAGAGUUGGAUCAGCAGCAGCAGCAUCAUCAUCAUCAGCAGCAGCAGCAGCAGCAAAAGCAGACCAAACUGCCACCACUCGAACUGCUCGUCGAGCACAAGCUUAGCUAUAGCUCAGCAGCCACAUAUCAGCAGCAGCAGCAGCAGCAGCAGCAGCCGCCUCAACAGGCGGCACAGGAUCUCCGAUAUUCCUCACAGGCGCACAGCGACGAUUGCCUGAGGAGCUCUGCACGCGCCUCCAUCUUUGAUGACGCCGCCGAGAAUUUCAUCAUAAACUUUCCGGCUGAGUCAUCGCUGCAAUUGCAGCCGCUUCUACCACUGUCGGAGACGGUGCCACUGCUGACGCACAUCGAGGCCACAGUGGUGGACAAACAGCGCUCCAUACGGCUCAGCAAGAACAGCGCCUCGCUCAUCUUUACCAAGAAGGAGCUCGGACCAAGCGGCGGCGGCGUCUGCCAGCAGCGACGCCAGCAUCACAGUUUGUACGGCGCCGGCGAGCGUCAGCGCAAGCAGACCAAACAUCUGCCGCCCACGCGCGGCCAGCAGCAGCGGCGCAGCCUACAGCUGAACUACAACAACAAUCUGGUGACCACUGCUGCAUGCAUCAACGCCGGCACGGCUGGCCCUAAUUACGCCGCCAACGGCGGCAAGCUUGUGCCGCACAAGCAUCACACACACAGUCACAGUCACGGUCACGGCCAGAGUCACGGUCACGGUCACGGCCAGAGUCACGCCGGCGUGGGGCUGACAUCGCCAACGGCGAACGGCGCCGGCGCCGCUGCCUCGACGCGCAAACAGCUCUCCUACUCCUGGUACGCGCCAGUCUAUAGUGCGCUCGAGGAGGAGCUGGAGCAGGAUUCGAGGGAUUCCUCGCCAAUUCACAAUCUGGCCAACACAAAGCAUCAGACACGCGUCAGCAGCCAGCACAGUGCCACUGCCUCGCAUGCCGCGCCGCAGCAUACCGACUCGGAGACAAACGAGACAGUUGCGCUGCUGGAGACGCAGACGCAGGCGCGCAACAAGAUCAACAUCAUUUCGGCUAGCGACGCAGCAGCUGAGCGCAAGGCGCAGCCGACGCGCGUCUCCCUCUCCCUGCCCGGCAACGGCCACAAUCGGAAUCAUUCGCUGUCGGUCAGCAGCCUCGGCCUGGGCAAUGGUGGCGCUGGAGCAGCCGGCACACUGCCGGCCGGAGUGCCGGAUGUGGAGAGCUCGCUGGGACUUACGGGCGCUCAGUUGCCACGGCGGCGUCGCUUCGAGAACUUUCUCAAGUCGCUGGUCGGGCUCAAGGGCAGCAGCAGUCGCGGCAGCGAAAAGGAUAAGGAGCGGGAGAGGGAGCGGGAACGGGAGCGGGAGCGGGAGCGUGAGCCGACGUCGAAUCAGCGACCCGCCUCGCCAGAAAUACGCAUCACACGCACGCCCUCGGAACAGGAUGUGGUGCUGCGCGAUCCCGCUGGCCGGCACCACAAUCACAACCACAACCACAACUACAACCACUACAACCACCAACAGCAGCAACAGUCCACCACCCAGCUAGCCAACGGUCAUCAGGGCAGCAGUCGGCUGAGCAUUAGCGGCUCGAGCAGCUCGCUGAAUGUGGUGCAGCAGAAGCUGUGGCACAUGGUGCGGCGCGAGGGCAGCGCCAGCAGUCUGCACCACGAGAAAUCACAGUCGAUUGUGCAAUAUACGGGCCUGCGCAAGUGCGAAACGGUCCUGGCUCUCACCCACCGGAGCCACUCGCUGCAUCCCAUGGGCUGUGCCGACGAGGGGCCCAGCAGUCGCGGCGGCAGCGGCAUCUUCAGUGCUGGCGGCGUGGAGCAAAUACGUCCGCUGAAUCGGCUGCGUAACAGUGUCAAUAGCAUCAAUGGAGCGGGCACCUGCUCGAGAUGCUCCAGCCUAUUGUCGUUGGCAGCUACCGGAUCACGUUACUCCUUGGCCAAUGGCUUUGUGCCGCGUCCCGAGUCGGCGCUGUCGCUGAGCAUAAAUCCGAAGCGCUCCAGUGCCUGCUACAUGGACGCUGCUGGGGAGGAGCAGCUGUCGGAGCCGACGCACAUCAAUGUCAAUGCGCAGAUACGACUGAGCGAUGGCAGCAAUGCAGCAGCGAUGCCAGCAACAACGACACUAACUGCUGCGCCUCCUGCUGCGCCUCCUGCUGCUGUUGCUGUUGGCUGUGGUUCACGCAAAAGUUCCGCUGGCCUGCCAAGUGUCAGCAGCCCAAGUCCGCCGUCCAAUGUAACCACAGCAACGAUGCACUCCACCAACAACAGCAACAACAAUACCAAUGGGAUCAAUGGCAACAGCGAGGAGCAACCGAGCACGGCCAGCAGCACAGCUGCCGGAGGUGGCAUCGAACUGGGCGCCUUUGGCACCACCCAUGCAUAUCCACUGACUGUCAGCUCACUGCAGUCCAUGGCCAAUGCCAAUCAGGCGGCUCAGGCCUGCUCCGUGCGCGAUGGCAUCACACUGAAGCGGCGCGAAAUGCUCGCCUCGGCGGAUGUGACGCCAUCAGCGGGCACACCGGCCACGCCCAUACAAUUUCAGCAAUUCACCUGCAAGCUCUGCCUCAUCGAUGUGGAGCAAGCCGCCGAGGCCACAACGCUGCUGCAAUGCGGCUGCCAGUUCUGCACUGAGUGCAUGCGCGCCUAUGUGGACUUUGAGAUAACCGAAGGCGCCUACGAGAUCUCCUGCCCCGAUGCCAAAUGCCCCGCCCAGGGGGCCAUCUCGCUGCCCGAAAUCGCGAACCUAACCACAACGAACUUGCUAAAGAAACAUCAUCGUUAUCGCCUAAAUCGAGAAAUCGAAUUGGAUAAAACGCGCACCUGGUGUCCACGUGCCGGCUGCGAGACAAUUUGCAUGGUGGGCACAGCAAGCACAGCUGGUGAUGCGGCUGCCACGGCUGCCAAUGGUACAACGACUGGACUGGCGGGCAGCGCGAUUUGCCAAAUGGAUGAAUCGCCAUCCACAUCCCAGAGCUAUACUCCACAACAGGAUGGUGCUCAGCCACUGCUCUCGAUAUCGGUGCAUUGUCCAUCCUGCAAGGAUGAGUUCUGUGCUCUCUGCAAGAAGGCGUAUCAUCCAAACAUAAGCUGUGAGGAAUUCGGACGUCGUCUGAUUGCUGAUGGCCAGGAUGAUAUUGGCAUACCGUUCGAUAACGAGCUCAUCAAAUGCUGCCCCAUGUGCGCGGUGCCCAUUGAGAAGGACGAGGGCUGCGCCCAGAUGAUGUGCAAGCGGUGCAAGCACGUCUUCUGCUGGUACUGUCUGGCCAGUCUCGAUGAUGACUUUCUGUUGCGUCACUAUGACAAGGGACCGUGCAAGAAUAAAUUGGGUCACUCGCGUGCCUCUGUCGUCUGGCAUCGUGCUCAAGUCAUUGGGAUAUUUGCCGGCUUUGGCAUUUUGCUGCUGGUGGCGUCGCCGCUGCUGCUGCUAGCUGCGCCGUGCAUCAUUUGCUGCAAGUGCCGCGGCUGCAGCGGCUCCAAGAUUGAUGAGGUGGACGCUGAGCUGGAGGAGGAGGUUACCGCACUGCAGGGCUAGCUUCUGAUUGAUAAUCAUUUCAACUCACUUUAGCUGCCCGCUGUCCGCUGUCCCCCCACUUUUUAAACCGACCUGACGAGUUAUGUUCUUUUCUUCAUUUUUUUUUUUUAUUACUAUUUAACAUGCGACUAAUUAGAUGGUUGCAUAACUACAUAUAUUGUUAUUGACAGACCGUUUAAAUUUAUUUUAAUUGUAUGCAUUGUAUAGUAUGUGUUAACUAAAUUGUGAUAUUUACAGUGAUUCGAUUUAUAAUUGAAUCGAAAAUUUGUUGAGCCUAUACAGAGAAAAAAGCGCGCCUUUGAUUCAUUUCUUGUUUUAGGUUUCGUGUCGAUUUCUUUACAUACAUAUACGCCGAUAUCUGUGUAAGCGCGUAUAUGUGUGCGUAUCCGUAUAUAUAAAUAUGUAUAUGUAUAUGAAUAUGAAUAUGUAAUGUAUGUAAAUCUAUCAAUUGUUUUAUUUUUGUCCAUUCAAGAAGAUUGUAUACAUUGUGUAAGCCCAAACAACAUUUUAGCGCGUAAGUUAGCCUAAAUCUACUAGCCCACUAUAGCAUUUUAUAUAUAACUCUCAUAUAUUUCAAAAUGUGCUGCUUUUAUAUCAAGAACACACACACAUAUAUAUACACACACCCACACAAAUCCACGCAUAUGACCCUUUUCUCAAGUAUUACGGAAUAACGCACGCAAAUUUGAAAAACAAUUAAUCAGCGUAAAAUGUUAAUUGAUUUCAAAUGUUUAUGCAUCUGCUUGGAAAUGCUUUUAACUACCUAUAUAAAUAAAUAAAUAAAACACAAGAAAAAUGAAAUAACACAACAAA